This is a messenger RNA of Meloidogyne enterolobii, 2415 nucleotides long. NCBI's taxonomy places the organism in Eukaryota, Metazoa, Nematoda, Chromadorea, Rhabditida, Meloidogynidae. The record is from the annotation of a GenBank genome assembly.
AUGUAUGUUUUAAUGGAACAUUCGGGUAGGCUUCACUCACCUCCACCCGAUCGUCGUCAUCAUCAUCAUCCUAAAGCUGUUUUACGUGCUCGUGCACAUAAACAUCAAUCGCCUCCACCUUUAGAAGGACAACAACAGCAACAACAAAAGUCUCCUCUUAAAAAUGUUAAAUGUCAAUCAUUAGAUAAUGAAAUAUUAAAAGAAAGGGAGGAAGAAGAGGAUAUAAGCAAGUUUAAACAAUUUGUUUCUAAAAUAGCAGAAGAAAAUAAAAAACAACAGCAACAACAAAAACAUUUGGCAAAUGAAAGAAAAUUGUCAACACCAACAACAUCAAAACAUUUAAAUAAACAUGCUCAGCAAAACAAUUUACCAGCUUGUUUUGCUUCAAGUUUUGCUUCAACUUUAAAUAAUGCUAAUAACACCAAUGAUUAUUCCCAACUUCCUCCACCUAUUAGAUAUCGCUUCCACCCUCACCUUUUAGCAAAAGAAGAAAAACAUCCUCCAUAUCAAUGGAAAGAAAAUAAUUUUAUUAAUAAUUCUAUGCUUUUAAAUAAUAAUUCUCAACAAUGCUUCAUUCCCCGCUCAACACAGUUGAUAAAUCGACAAGUUAUGCUUCACGGCAACAAUAAAGUUGGGCCAAUUAAUGAGGUUUAUGAAGAAGUGAAGCAAUUAAAAAGUGAUGGAAAGGUGAAGCAACAAGAGGAAUUGUUUCAAAAUAAAGAAGAUUCGAAGAUAGAAGCAAAGAAAUUGAAGCAAGAAAUUAAAAUAUUGAAAGAAUUGAAAUUGAAGCAAGAAAAGGAUGUGAAGCAAAAUAAAAAGCAAGAUAAGAAUUUGAAGCAAUAUGAGAGGCUAGAAAAGGAUGAUAAUUUAGUAAAUUUGGAUCAAAAUGAGAUGAAAAAUAACGAAAAGCAAAAUAUAAAAGUGAAGAAAAAUAAAAAGGAUUUGAAACAAGAAGUGAAGCAAGAGGAAGAAUUAAAGCAAAAUUUGAAGCAGAAUAUGGAAAUGAAGCAGAAUAAUAAUAAUAUGAAACAAGGUGUUGAAUUAUUGGAAAAUUUUAAGAAGGAUAAAAAAGAAGAUUUGAAGCAGGAGGAGAAAUCGAAGCAAAACAUUAGGCAGGAAUUAAAGCGGAAAUUGAAACAAGAAGUGAAGCAAGAAAUAGAUCAAGAUAAAGAUAGCAGCAAUUUUAGCAGCAACAUGAAGCAACAAAAGAAGCGCCUUUCUAUCCAAACAAAUUAUCAAAAUUCUUUACGUAGAAGUUUAUCACAGUCCCGAUGCUGUUCAUCUUCAAUAACUUCAAAUAAUCAACAACAACAAAAAGCUGAUAAUUUUUUAAAAUUUAUGAGUAGAUCGAAAACAUCAACGAAUUUAGCUACAAAUUUGGCAUCAAAUCGAAGUAGAGAAUCAAGUAUAUCUUCACUUUCUUGGCAUCGUUUAAUUCGUGGAAAAUCACCAAAAAACAACAUAAACAACAAUAAUUCUUCUUCAUAUUAUUCACCAAAAAUUUUAAAUAAAACCAAAAAUAAAAAUAAUAAUUUUGAUGCUUUUUUAAAUAUUUUUAAUGCUACAGAAAAUUUAAAAUUUGUCGAAAAAUGUUGGGAAAGAAAAAAUAAUAAUAAUAAUCUUUCUUCAAAUAAUCAAAAAUUAGAAGAAAAUUCAUUUAUACGAGUUCAACGUGAAUUAAAAUGUAUAGAAGAACGUAGAGCUUUAAUUUUGGGAAGAAGAAAGGGGUACCGAAAAAAUAUUUGUGUCGCUGACCUAAUUGGAGUUGAAAAUUUGUUGUUAAAUAAAAAAUUGUUAAAAGAACAAGAGCAACAAAUUAAUAAUGAAACUGAUUAUUUAAUAUUACAGAAACCAAAACAAAGGGAAUUGGAGGAAUAUUAUAAUGAUGAUGAUGCUGAAUUGGAAGUCAUGGCAAACAUUGUAGACGCUAAUGCCCCUCGUCCUUCAGGCCAAUUAAUUACACCUUGUAGGGCUGAUUUUCCUGGAUGUGCAACACCCCCUCCUUUACCUCGUUCAAUUGAAACUGCACCUCAUAAAUGGGCAAAUACACAACCUAAGGCAAUAGCUGCUGUACAAUUAGAUGCAAAUAAUAAUUCUUCAAAACCUUCAAACAAUUUAACUUAUGCUAAACUUCUUAGCCGUGCUGUUAAAAUAGCUUAUACUUUGCUAAAUAAAAUUGUUGUUAUUCCUUCGACUUCUGGCUCUGGUGGAAAGGAACGUGUUCAUUUGUGUUUACCUGGAGAUCGUGUGGCCUUGGUUUAUCCAAAUAAUGAAGCUCCAGCAUUUCUUUGUGCUUUUUAUGGAUGCCUGUUGGCAGGUGUUGUUCCUGUGCCUAUUGAAGUGCCAACAGCUAAACGAAGCGAUACUGCCGGGAUUCAACAAUUUGGAUUUUUGCUGGGAAGUUGUGGUUUGUGA